AACUACCAUUAGCCGUGCUGUGUGCCUGUUAGCCUGUUAGCUUGUUAGCUUCUCAGCUUCUCCUUGUAGCUGUUACUUACAACAUCAAACGUUUAUUUACUGACUUUUUUUUUAUCGCUUGCAUUUCCAAACGCUGCAGACAGUAAACGUAUACAUUGCAAGUUAUUAAGAGUACGAAAAAUUAUUUUAAAAGUACCUGAGUGCUAACUUUAGCUAACGAAAAGUGCUAGCUUAGCUAACAUUAAAGCGUUUCUCGGAUGUUUACUUGCUAAUUAUUAACGUAAUGGCAGACAGUUGGAACACAGAUACAGGAGAAGCCGUGUAUCGUUCCCGGGAUGCUGUUAAAAACUUGAAAAUAAGGGUGCGCAUAGAGAGGGUGACCUCCACAGCAGCCUUCUCUCAGCACCUCCAGCAGCAAGUUCUGUCCCAGCAAGACAGAGGAGCCAUUGAACUGGAAACCCUCACUUCACAAGGACACACAGGUGAUAAUGAGGAGGAGCUGAUGGUGGGCUGGCAGGAGAAACUCUUCAGUCAGUAUGAGAUGGAGCUGUUCCAGAACGAGGCAGCAUGUCAGACCCCUCUGGACCGUCAGUACCACACAGAAGUCACGGCCCUGAACAAAACCAAGGGCCGACGUAAUCACAGGAUUUUCACAUACACUGAUCAUGACCGCUACACCAGCUGUCUUCCAUUGCACCAACUGCAGUCCACUGACUUAUUGACCACAACCAAAUCCGGUCCCACAUUCCUUGCUGAAAGGAUGGCCAGCGUGAGAAACAGACGACAAGACAGACGCACCUUAGAUUCUAGUAUCCCUAAGUCAAAGAUCGUCAUCUGGGAGCCCACAGAGGAGUUUGUGAAGAGCAGUCAUGUGGUAAAUAAUGCCAUGCAGACCAUGCACAUCAUGGGUGACCUGGCCCCCCCUGCAAGGCUGGGCCAGAAAGACAAUGAAUAUUUGCUGUUAACCAUAAAAACAGAUGGCAGUGGAACUGUCAUUGUAAAACCUGACUUCAACAAAGGCAAAGAGCCUUACAGGAUUGUAACAGCAGGGGAGAAGAGAGAAGUUUGGCGUCUCACUGUUGAGAAUGUAUGCACAGCCAUGCAACCAGAGGAGAAGGAGAGAGAGCAGAACAUGUACAAAGACCUGUAUGUACGGCACAAGGAAUACCUCAACAGCCUUGUUGGACAGGACUUUGAAAUGCCUCCUAUAGGUAUUCUACGUUACCUGAUGAAUGGAGAGAUAGUCUCAGCCAAAGGCUUUGAGUAUGAUAACUUAUACAUCCACUUCUUCAUGGAAGUGCCCAACAAUUGGUCCAGUUUGCCAUUUCAGUCAAUCUCAGGGGUUACGCAGACCUGCAGGGCCAGAACAUUAGGGAAGGAAAAUGUAGCUUUCUUCAGUUACCCCUUCAGCUUUGAGGCUUUCUACAUGAGUGAAAAAGAGAGUGAGGAGGCGAUUCCCCAGUGGCCAGUGAUAUACUUCAAAGUUCUUUCUCUGGACUCCUGGCAGCGCUAUCGAACUGAAGGCUACGGCUAUCUGCUCUUUCCUGCCAUGCCUGGUAAACAUACAAUAACCUGCCAUACGUGGAGACCCCUUCAGACGGGGACAGUCUCCGCGCUGAGGCGCUUCUUUAUUGGAGGUUCGCCGGAACUUGAAGACCACAGCUAUGUCAGAAUACCUGGGACCUUUAAGGGAGAGAGGCUGAGUCGAUUUGGGUUUUGCACGGAAACAACAGGAAGUGUCACUUUUAAUCUGCACUGCAUCCAGCAAGCCAGAGCCUUUGUUGAUGCCACCAUGUUGAAGAAGAGGAGGCAGAAGGUUUUUGAACAGCUUGGAGGAUUUAGUCAGCAAGGAGCAGUUUGCACCAUCCUGGAGGCCUUCCAGAGGGCCAGGAAGAAGAUGCAAGAGGCCCGAGAAAGUCUUCCCAGAGACCUCGUAAACACCACUUCCCAACUUCAGGUCGAAUCCUCUGCAUAGAUGGGAAACAAACAUCAAAUACGUAACGUAUUUACGUAUGUAAAGUAGUAGCAACAUUACCAGCAAGUAUGACAUGCCAUAUAUGUAUUCUUUGUAAAGACAGCUAACAUGUUGGGAGGGGAAAUGGGUUCAUAAAUAUGGAUUUAUAUGGUAAUGAAUAAAGAGCAAAGCCCAUAUGUCUACUGAGUAUGAUAUCACCCUGCAUUGUAUUCUUUAUUCAUUCACUAAUUUGUGACAACUGAUGUAACAGAACAUUUUUAGAUUUGGAUUGUAUAUUUUUUAUAGGUUAUUUCAAACAGAAUCCUAUUUGCUGUCAAAUAAACUUUUUUUGUAUGAAC
This is a messenger RNA of Cottoperca gobio, 2313 nucleotides long. RefSeq names its product MKS transition zone complex subunit 1 (gene mks1). Gene Ontology annotation, cellular component: MKS complex. The record is from RefSeq and is a predicted model, not a curated record. Gene Ontology annotation, biological process: cilium assembly. Bases 284 to 1975 code for a protein of 563 amino acids. The transcript is spliced from 18 exons. NCBI's taxonomy places the organism in Eukaryota, Metazoa, Chordata, Actinopteri, Perciformes, Bovichtidae.